Molecule: messenger RNA, 2037 nt
Organism: Dentiscutata erythropus
Lineage: Eukaryota; Fungi; Glomeromycota; Glomeromycetes; Diversisporales; Gigasporaceae
Source: the annotation of a GenBank genome assembly
AUGUCAUCUAGUUCUCAUGUGGGAAUUCUGAUAGAGAAGGUUCCAGAUAAAAAUAUGGAAAUUUUGAAAAUUGCCUGCUCGCCUAAUUUGGAACAUGUCGUUGCAUUGGACAAAAAUAACAAUAUUAGUCUUUGGUCUAUUAAAAAAGGUGAAAGAAUGCUGGCCGUUUCAGAUAAUAAACAUGCUUCAAUUAGUCUUAAUAGAGUGGUUCCUUAUAAUUUCAAAAUUUUCAAUCUUGAAACCGGAAAGGAGGUUUUAUUGAUAUUUCCAGAUUGGCAAAAUGAAAUUAACUUCUUAUCCUUUAUCAUUAAUGGGAAUCUUAUAAUGGUCAAUACAAAGUAUUACAGAGCAUAUAUUUUUACAAGUGAAAAUAAUGUUAGUUGGGUUUGUAAAUCAAUGAUUGAAUUGAAAUAUUUUAAAACAAUUUAUAUUACCCUUAAAGGCAAAUUGAUCUUAUUUAAUGAUACGAUUUAUGAAAUUACGAUGUGGAAUAUUGAAACAUUAUCAGUUAAAACUCGUAUUUUAAUAGAUUGGGAUUAUAUACCUUGGUAUAUUGAAAUUAGUGAUGAUGAAGAAUUAUUAUUAGUGUGUGCACAUAAUGAUGAGGCUAAGGAAGCUGAAGAAAAAACACGUUUAUACUCUUUUUCCACCGAAACUGGGAUAAACCUGUCGAUGUUUACUACAUCAUUAGUAAUUAGAAGAUUGCACUUGAUCGCAUCCCAAAAAGGAGAAAGAUUAUUAUAUAUUUCAGGCGAUCAAUAUAAUUUAAUGGACCCUUAUUACCUCACAAAUCCAAUAGAUGCGAGUAAACUUUUUGAAAAGAAUGAAGAUAAGCAAAUUCAGGAACCAUAUAUAAUUCGAUCAGAUAAAAUAAUUUAUACGAUUAAUACAAAAUUAUCAAUUAAAGAAUUAGUCCCUGAUAAUUCUGAUGAUUGGGUUGAAUUCUUACGAAAAAAACUGAAUGACAGAAAUAGCAUUACAGCUCCGUCAGAAAAAACAAUUGAUAUUAUAACUAAAAUUAUAAAAGAUGGUAUUUAUAACCCUGACAAAAUAAAGUUUGAAGGGAAAUAUUUAAAAUGGGAAUUAGAAUUAGAUGAUGAACAAGUCAGACUUAUAGUAGUUGAUUAUAAUUAUCACAGAAAAAACUGGAAUGAUAAAAAAAAGCAUCUGGAUAUACUUCCAUCAUUUCAUCCUAAUGGAAAAGGUUUUAUAUUACACUGUGAAAUUCUUGAAAAUGAUGAUUUCGUUACUUUGGAGGAUUUCGUUUUUGAAAAGAUGAAGAUUAAAUUUCUCACUGAGAACUGGACCUCAGGACGAAUUCUUCCUGCUUCAAGUUAUGAAACAAUCAUUUAUAAUUUAGAUAUUAAAUUUGGCAAUAAAGAGCUUUUCAAAGAGUUUUUAUUAAGAAAUAUUGAUGAUGAAUUUUAUUUAACUUGCUACGGAGAAAUUUCUAUGGAAAUAUUAAUUUCAAUAAGGGAUGAUAAAUGGAUUCGACGUUUAGGUCACAACAUUAUGGAAAAGUUUGUGAAAGAUAAAAAUCAUCUGAUUUCUAAAAUUUCUUUGUUGAGUAUUAUUUUUGAAAACUUUAAAGAGCUAUCAGAAAAUCAUCCUGCUUUUAUAAAAAGUUUGUUAUCUUUGAUUGCAUUUGUAGUUCCUUCUAUUACCGUAAAUCCAAAAUCUACUUCUUCGCAUCUUUCCAGCUAUGGAAAAUACUAUCAUUUAUCUAAAAUAUCGUCUUUUGAUAUAUUUUCUAAUCCUUGUGUUCGUUUGCUUAGUUAUCCUUUUCAACUCCGUGAACAUGUGAUAUUUACCCAAAAAGAUAAAUGGACAGGUUUUAAAAAACCUUUUAUUUCAAAAAAUCUUAAUGAAAUUCUUCUACUCCCCGAAGAACCUUCUCUUAAAGAAAUUGAGUAUAAUAUUGAACAUCGAAUUGAGGGAAUUAAGAGAAUAAUUGAGAGUAAAUUUAAGGAUCUACCCACUCUUAAAGAUCUUGAGGAUCUAAAAGAAUCAAUUAAAGAACUUAAAACAAAUAAAUAA